AGGGUUGGGCGGAGGUGUGAGUCGGAGCCGCUCGUAAGAGAAGCAAGAAGGCGUGAAAGUCGGACUGCAGCGCGGUUAAGGACGCCUCGGAGAGGACGGCUGUUAUCGUUUGAAGGCAACAAAACACGGCGGGACCAUGCUGACGCUGCUGACGUCCAUGUAUCUGGUGGUGCGGGCUGUUUCCCAGCAGGCUGAACCAAUUCGUGUUGUGGUGACUGGUGCUGCAGGCCAGAUUGCCUACUCCCUGCUGUACAGCAUCGCAAAGGGAGAUGUGUUUGGCCAGGAUCAGCCAAUCAUCCUGAUCCUGCUGGACAUCCCCCCUAUGCUGCCUGUGCUGGACGGAGUCGUCAUGGAGCUACAGGACUGCGCCCUCCCGCUGCUGAUGGAGGUCAUCCCCACUGACAAGGUGGAGGUGGGCUUCAAGGACAUCGAUGCCGCCAUCUUGGUGGGCUCCAUGCCCAGGAAGGAGGGAAUGGAGAGAAAGGACCUCCUCAAAGCAAACGUGGCAAUCUUUAAGACUCAGGGAUCCGCUUUGGACAAGUAUGCCAAGAAGAGCGUAAAGGUUUUGGUGGUUGGAAACCCGGCAAACACAAACUGUCUGAUUGCCUCCAAGUCUGCUCCGUCUAUCCCAAAAGAGAACUUCUCCUGCCUGACCCGACUGGACCACAACAGAGCGUGCUCCCAGGUGGCGAUGCGUUGUGGCGUGUCCUCCGGCCAUGUCAAGAACGUCAUCAUCUGGGGGAACCACUCCUCCACUCAGUACCCUGACGUCCACCAUGCCAAGGUGAACGUUGCUGGCAGUGAGAAGGCCGCAUAUGAAGCUGUGAAGAACGAUGCCUGGCUCAGAGGAGACUUCAUCUCUACUGUACAGCAGAGAGGUGCAGCCGUCAUCAAGGCGAGGAAACUGUCCAGCGCCAUGUCGGCGGCCAAGGCCAUCUGUGACCACAUGAGGGAUAUCUGGUUUGGCACCAAGGAGGGUGAGUUCAUCUCCAUGGGUGUGUAUGCUUCUGGAAACUCCUACGGCAUCCCAGAGGACCUCAUUUAUUCCUUCCCCGUCCAGAUCAAGAACAAGUCCUGGAAAAUAGUGGAUGGUCUCGAAAUCAAUGACUUCUCUAGAGCCAAGAUGGACGCCACAGCAGCUGAGCUGGUGGAGGAGCGAGACACGGCCCUGGACUUCCUGUCCAAGUGACUCUCCCCUCCUGCUGACCAGCAGCAGCUCUUACAUCCUGGCUGUUCUCGCCUCUGAAGAUGUCCUCCACUGCUAAACCAUCUGAGCUGGAGUCUGUGUGUCACCUCUGAGAGUACGUGUGGAGGCGUGCGUGUGUGUGUGUGUGUGUGUGUGUAACUUGGCCCCUUCUUCAGGUUUCCAGAAAACCUGUUAUAACCUCCACAACCUGGCCUGACCUGUGUCUGUGCAAGACACCAAGACGUCUCUGUUAGUAGAUAAAAACACACACAUUAGCUGUGCAGAAACUGUAACGAAUCAUCUUCUCUUCAAUAAAACUAAGAAAUCUGA
Molecule: messenger RNA, 1516 nt
Organism: Xiphophorus couchianus (Monterrey platyfish)
Lineage: Eukaryota; Metazoa; Chordata; Actinopteri; Cyprinodontiformes; Poeciliidae
Product: malate dehydrogenase, cytoplasmic-like
Exons: 10
Coding region: 137-1189 (350 amino acids)
Biological process (GO): malate metabolic process
Molecular function (GO): L-malate dehydrogenase (NAD+) activity
Source: RefSeq, a predicted model, not a curated record